CUUCCGGCGGAAGUAAACAAAAAAAGCGCUAGCAGCUUUUAGCGUCCUGGGACUGUGAGCUGUUUGCUGUAAACUGAAUAUUUCAGCGUCUGCAGCAACAAUAUCUUCGCUUCAUCACCAGAGAGCGACUAACUGCUGAAUAAAUAUUCAGAACCAUCGUCCAGGAGGAGGAAGAGACCGAGCAUCAGCUCAGACUGCUGGAUAGCAGCUGGAGAACCCGAACCGGGUCAGAACCUCCAGGUAUAUCAGAAAUCAUGGCGUGAGUUCACUGUGGCUGCUAACCUAAAGAUCAUGUUAUCGCCUAAUCUCAUUAGGAUUUGUCUUUCGGAUGUUUACAGAAAAGAUGUCACACCAGCAGGUCUUCCUAAACAUCAUGUCUGUCACUACUUGGAAGGUUCUUGAUGGUCACCUUCUCAUACAUGCAGACAAGACUUCCAUUGUGGGUCAAAAUAUAUCAGACAUUAUAGGAAUAAAGGAAAAACAAAAGGAACCAGAACAACAGCUGAAGAUGGAGACAAAAGAGGAGCUACAACCGGUACAGAUUAAAGAAGAAAAUGACCGCCUCAGCUAUAAUCAGGAUGAAGGGCAGGUUUUGGUACAGCAGGAGAACAACACCUGUGUCGUGACUCCUACCUAUGAGCGAAUAUUCCACAAUGAACCAGAACUGCAGCAGAUGAUGGAGGCAAAGGAGGAACAAGAGCCUGUACAGAUUAAAAAGGAACAAGAGGAUCUUUGCAGUAGUCAAGAUAAGGUUGUAAUGAAGCAGGAGACUGAAACCUUUUUAGUCAGUCGUACUUGUGAGCAAAACAACAAUAGUGAAGCAGAACCAGACAAGAACCAACUCUUCUCAGCAAAAAGACAUAAAACUGAUUUGACCUGUUGUGAGGUUUGUGGUAAAUCCUUUCGUCAUCACAGUUCUUUAACUGCUCACAUGAGAAUCCACACAUGUGAAAACCUAUUUUCAUGCCUGACUUGUGGAAAAGAUUUCACCAGCCAAUAUGCCUUGACUGUUCACACAAGAGCGCACACGGGCGAGAGGCCUUUUUCAUGUCAGACCUGUGGAAAGGAUUUUAUCAGCCAGUAUGUCUUGACUAUGCACACGAGAACUCACACAGGCGAGAAGCCAUUUUCAUGUCUGACUUGUGGAAAAGAUUUUACCAGCCAGUCUACGUUGACUGUGCACAUGCGAACUCAUACAGGCGAGAAGCCUUUCCGAUGUCUGGCGUGUGGUAAAGGUUUCAUCCAGAAAACCACUUUGACCUACCACAUGAGAACUCACUCAGGGGAAAAACCUUAUUCAUGUGAAAUGUGUGAUAAGUCUUUCAGACAGAGAAGUGAUUUGGCAUGUCACCUUAGAACGCACACAGGGGAGAAACCGUACCAUUGUGACAUGUGUGAGAAAUAUUUCAGACAGAGCAGCGAUUUUGCUCGUCACAUGAGAACUCACACACGUGAAAAACUUUUCUUCUGCCUGACUUGUGGAAAAGGUUUUAACAAACAAUAUAGAUUGACUCGUCACCUGAGAAUGCACAGAGGUGAUGAGUAGUACACUAGGCACUUGUGUGAUGAAUCUUUCAGAUGAAGUAAUGAUAUAAUUUAUAAGAUGAAGAGACCAUAUAGUUUUGAAAGGUGUAAUAAUUUGACCCAUCAGCUGAUGUGUGGUAAAACCUUUACUUUAUCUUUACUUACCACUUCCUAAAAGAAAAGAAAGAAGAACUCAGAUUGGGUUUAGAUUUAGAAAUCUGAAUAAUUACUUUGUGACAACUCCACAGCGAUUAAGCAGGUGUUUGGUAACACAAUAGGGUACACAAAAUUUGAUUAACUACUAGGGGACACCUUGGGAACUAAUCAUGUACUAAUGGUUAGUUAACCUGUACUUACUAGUGACCACAUAGCUCAGCCUUAUUAGGGGCCUACUGGUUAGUUCCCUGGGGAUAAAAAGUUGAGGAAAGUCAUUAUUCAGGCAGGAAGUGAGGCAUGGGUGCUGCUAACCCAUGACAGGAGCACAACAUUAUAGAAAAAGUGGAGCAGCAAUCUUCUUUGAUCCUGCAGUGUUGCAGCAAUCACAAAGCUGCAGCAACUGCAAUAACGGCUUGUUUCUGUUAUCGGAAUUUCUGGUAUAAAAUCGUCCAUGAAUUUUUGAUAUUGUGAAUCCAGUGCUCCGUCAAGGGAACUUCUAGUCGGGGCGGGUGUGUUUUAAAGAAAUCGAAUGGGAGCGUGAACAGCCGAAUGCAUCCAUUGUGUUUUGGCCUUUCUACUCAUUUCUGAAUCAGCAACCACCUCUUUUAGUCAGUGUAAAAUGAUAGUUUCAAACAUGUUUUUUUCUCCCAUGGCACUUAAUUUAAUUGUUGGGGGAAAGUGCUAUUUUUUGGUGUAGUAAAUUUACAUAAUUGUCGUAUUUGUGUGUUUAAUCAAUGAAAAGUUGUAUUAUUGGCAGUUUUAUGUUAAAGAAAAGGUGAGAAAAAGUGUCAUUUAUGCUUUAUUUUUGUUUAAUUAAUGGGUGGUUCAUUUUGUCAUCGGAGAAAAAAACCAAUUGUCAUUGCAAUGGUUAAACAUUUAAAAGAAUACUGAGUAGAUUGAUCAGCAUGUUGUUUUUGUCCAAAUAAAUGUUUGUUUGUUUGUUUAAUUAAAGAGUCAAUUCUUAAUAUU
Messenger RNA from Fundulus heteroclitus (mummichog), 2649 nucleotides. Its product is annotated as zinc finger protein 501-like. The coding region runs from base 329 to 1546 and encodes 405 amino acids. Gene Ontology annotation, molecular function: DNA-binding transcription factor activity; RNA polymerase II cis-regulatory region sequence-specific DNA binding. Gene Ontology annotation, biological process: regulation of transcription by RNA polymerase II. The transcript is spliced from 4 exons. The record is from RefSeq and is a predicted model, not a curated record. NCBI's taxonomy places the organism in Eukaryota, Metazoa, Chordata, Actinopteri, Cyprinodontiformes, Fundulidae.